This is a messenger RNA of Triticum dicoccoides, 2061 nucleotides long. Its product is annotated as pentatricopeptide repeat-containing protein At4g36680, mitochondrial-like. Gene Ontology annotation, molecular function: protein binding. The coding region runs from base 134 to 1240 and encodes 368 amino acids. The record is from RefSeq and is a predicted model, not a curated record. NCBI's taxonomy places the organism in Eukaryota, Viridiplantae, Streptophyta, Magnoliopsida, Poales, Poaceae. The transcript has 2 exons.
AACGCGGGCCUGCCACCCACUCAGCACUCCAUUCCAUUGUCCAACUUCCAUCCAUUUCCCAGAUGACACAAUCCGCCGAGUGAAACCCUAACCCCGGAACCUCGGAUCGAUCAGACACAGCUCCGCCGCAGCAAUGGCCGCCAUCUUCUCCGCCUCCGGUCACCGCCUGCUCUCCACCGCCGCUGCGGCUGCCGAGUUCCCCGUCCCGAUGGCCCGCAUCCGCAACCUCGCCCGCGCGGGCCGCCUCGACGACAUCGACGCCGCCGUCGCGCCGCUCGUGCCGACCAACCCCAAAGCUGUGAUCUCCGCCCUCUCCGUGGUCGGCCUCUCCGACCGGGCCUCCGCCAUCCUCUCCACCAUCCCGUCGCCCACCGCCGAGCAUCUCAAUGCCCUCCUCGCCCCGCUCCUCCGCCGCCGUCGCCUCGCCGAGCGCGUGCCUGCUCUGUUGGACGCGCACCCCUCAGCGCCGCGCGACGCCUUUACGUGGUCCAUCCUCGCCAAGUCCCUCUGCAUCACCAAAGGCGCCGACCACGCGGUGUACCUCCUCCACGGGGAGGAGCCGCCUUCCCUCCACCUCUACACGGCCAUCAUCGACUCCUACUACAAGCAAAAGAAGCCCCACCGCGCCGAGGAGCUGUGGCGCGAGAUGGUCGAGGAACGCGGCAUAGCGCCUGACGCUGCCGCUUACAACGUCAGGAUCACCUACAAGUCGGCAACCGGCACGGUGGAGGAGGUGCAGGAGCUUAUCCGAGCCAUGGGCGAGGACUCGGGGCUGCGGCCGGAUGUCAUCUCCUACAAUGGGCUGAUCCGGGUGCUGGGGCGGCACAAGAGGGUGGACGAGGCCCUGCAGGUAUACAGGAGCUUGCAAGAGAAGGGGGCGGAGGGGAACACUGAGGCGAAGUCGGCACCGGAGUGCGCAACAUACGCAUGCAUGGUGGGGGCGCUGUGCAGCGAGGGGAGGUUGUCAGAGGCGGAGGACGUGUUCUACGAGGGGGUAAAGCGCAAGAAGGUGGCAGAUCUGGGCACGGUGCGUAAGCUGGUAGUGGCUCUCAAGGAGGCUGGCAAGGGUCGGGCGGCGAGGCGGGUGGUGGUCGGGCUACGCAAGAAGUUCCCUGACCAGUUCGACGGUCCAUGGAAGGAGCUUGAGAAGGAUGCCGGCCUCACACCGGGUGCCAGCAACGAAGAGGAGGAAGUGGAGGAGGACGAGCAGCAGCCAGAGAAGACGGCGGCGGCGGCAUGAGCAUUCCGGGCAACAUCUGGAGCUAAUGUCGCCGGGCUUGUCUCGGCCUAGCACUUUGGCGAACGGUGAGAAUUUCAGAGAAAUUGUACAGAAACACGUGUUCAACUCAACUUGAGGAGUGGAGCCAUUCCCACCGGCCGCAAGGUUCUUGGAUUGCGAGGAAUGCCCAGCAACUGAAUCAUGGAGGGUGUGCAUUUGGUGAGGACCCAAUAGAAUAGAAUACCAUGAUUUCAUUACAGCGUAAUGGAAUUCUCCAUUCAUUCAUGUGUGUGGUUGGAGUCAGUAGAGUGAAACGUAAUGGUUUCAUUUUUGUGUUUGGUAGGAGAGAUAGAUGGAAUGGAUUUGAUUCAGCCUCAUCCCUAGAGAAUAUGGGUGUGAAUAUAUUCUCUCCGUUCCUAAAUAUAAAUCUCUGUAGAGAUUCCACUAUAGACGACAUAAGUCAAGAAUCAUCAACCGGCAGACGCAUCAAGCACAAGUCACUUGCAGAUCAAGAGAAAGCCCAUUUCAAUCUUCGUUUUCCUUUUGAAUUUUUACAUUGAGCUGGAGAGGAUUUUGAAUUUUUACAUUCCGCUGGAGAGGAAGACAGCGGGCCUGCUCUACUCCUCUUCUCAACUCUGCCAAAUGGCCGGCGCCCGCCCACCAAAUCGGUUUGGUGCUACCGGCUUGUCGCCGCUUUGCGUCCCACUGGUGAAUCGACUGCUGCCCACCCGCCAAAUCAUGGUUGCAUGCAUCAAUUUCGGGCCUUCUGCAUCUAGACUAUCGGUUAUAUGUUGUGCACAUUGUUUGAUAGCCUGCGUCGCAUCAAUGAUCAUUUUUGUGUC